AUGCUGCCAUCACAAUUUUCUCCAUUACGUGAAUGUUCAAUUGACAUUCAUCCGAAUGCUCGAUGGCAACAGAAUGGUAUCACUGUUGCUGGAGGAAAUGGAGAAGGCAAUGGAAUCAAUCAACUCUCUUGUCCAUGGGGUUCGCAUGUUGAUGAUGAUCAAACUGUCUAUGCUGCUGAUACGGUGAAUCAACGUAUUGUGGAAUGGAAAUUGGGCACAACGAAUGGUCAAACGGUUGCCGGUGGAAAUGGACAAGGAAAUGGGGGCUCAUCAAUUGUCUAA
Messenger RNA from Rotaria sp. Silwood2, 282 nucleotides. The record is from the annotation of a GenBank genome assembly. NCBI's taxonomy places the organism in Eukaryota, Metazoa, Rotifera, Eurotatoria, Philodinida, Philodinidae.